Molecule: messenger RNA, 3363 nt
Organism: Diachasmimorpha longicaudata
Lineage: Eukaryota; Metazoa; Arthropoda; Insecta; Hymenoptera; Braconidae
Exons: 12
Coding region: 659-2509 (616 amino acids)
Source: RefSeq, a predicted model, not a curated record
CAUCGGCAUUCGCUCGCAGGCCGGUGGUGCGUGCGGAUUAACAAUUCGCAGGUGGUACGUGUCUCGGUGUGACAAUCACGAACUGACAGUUCCCCCCCAAUUACCCUCCUGCUAAUCAAUACCAACGGAUCAGCGAAAUGAUUGUACUUAAUCAAUUGUGAAAUGGGACUGUAGGAUUUCACUAACAUUUAUGAUUAUUUAAAUAUUUCUUGAAUAUUUGAAUACGAAAAAUUGAAGCGUUUCGUUAGAACGAUCCAAGUGAGACGCGACAACGGUACUUACAGCCAGAGCUACUUGAUACACACUUGGUACACGGGGUGGAGAAGAACCAAACAGUACAGAAGGCACACGGUGGAAAGUGGCUGCACGCUCCGUUUCACGUUGCUGCAUAAAAAACACAACGGCAGAGUCACAAUUCCGUGUCUUAUUCAAGUGAAUUGUGAGGCCAAAUUUCAUUUCCCUUCGUAUCAUACGGUGAAUGAAACAAGACGAGACAAUUUUUGGGGCCUGUGGAAAUCAGCAAUUUCCAAAUUCGUCAACUUUUUCAAAAUAAUUAAUUUAAAAAGUGUGUGAUUGGAAUGAAGUGAGUUUUUGACGUGAACCAGUCAGCAAUUGGAUUGUUCAUCAAGAUUAAGAUUGUGCCAGACGCAGUUUCGUUAUGCUGCCGAAGAUGAUGUUCAUGUUUUUGAUAAUCUUUGGUUUCGCUGCCGGCAGUCAGAGCACCGUUAUAAUUUCAGACGUCUCGAUGAAUGCAGCCGAGACAUUACCAGCCUAUAAUCCACAGUUCAUGGCGCGCUGUUACUUCCCGGCGGAAUUCCAGGGCGAGUUCUUGACGCAGGUGAGCGGCGUAGAGGCAAGAGGAUCCAGCAAUACUGGCGAGCCGAUACAGUACUCCAGCGUCAACAUUACCUAUGACUCAAUACCUGUCUGGGGAUAUUGUCAUAAAAGAUUCGAAGAGAACGUUCUACUGGUUGCCAAAUAUGACGAUGGCGAAUGCAUCAGGUGUUUUCGCCUGCACCGACGAUCCCGCAAUAUAAUCGAAGUUUUCUUCGAGGCCCUCGACAAGUGCUACACAUACGAGAAGAGUGCUAUCGCCUCUUGCGACCAUCUUGAUACGAGAGCGAUUCUUUACCGUACGAAAGAAGUCGGUGGCAUUGAUAUCAGAAAUGAAUUCUGUCCAAUAGCCGGCAGAUACCACUUCAAGUAUGAUAUCAAUGAUGGUUCUGAAACGACAAUCGAGUGCAAUACAUUCUCAUCUGACAUGGAAAAUUGUCCAGAUGGAUCCAUCUUUCGACUGCAGUUCAAGAGAUGCUCAUUUGAAAAUCGAGACAUUACCUUUAAUUGCCUGGGAAGUUGGCCUGGUGGACCUCACGGCUCUCGCUAUAUUGCACUAUUGGACACCAGGGUGGGAGGUGAACGUCGGCCGCAAUAUCGAUGCGGGCUGUAUCACGUCGAUAAUAAAAAAGGGAAAACGUAUUUGGCAUUGAGCAGUGAUUCCAGCUGCACUGAGAAUCUUGAAAAUUCAACAAGUGGAUAUGAGACACUUGUUCUGAGCAAAGCGACCAAUCAGAAGCAAAUACCACAAUAUGUUUCAUCACAUCUGGCAUCCUAUCCAAAGUGGGCACAAGGUGAAUGGGAGGAGUCCCUAAUUGUUAAUGGAACAAUGACAUUCAACGAUCUGAAUGGAUACCGUAGCUUUACAUUUGUCACUGUUGAUUCUAAUGAUCACACUGGGAGAUAUGUGGUUUAUUCGAAAGACCACUGCGAACAAGAAGCUUACGUGUGCCUCAUGAUGCGUCAACGUAGUGAAAAUGUCCUGGAGUUCAAAAUAGGAAAAAUCCCUAGUCCUGUGUACGCCAGUUAUCUUUGCGAUGAUCAGAGUUUGGAUAAAUCCGACUGGAUGACACAAGCUCGACUAGAACGCGUCGUGGAAUCUCCCUGUCCCAUCACUGGCCACUACGUAGGAACGAUACCUGAUCUACCGGGCACGUGCGCCGAAUUGAGCAGUAACUGCUUCACAAAAGAGAUCAUGUAUUAUAAGGUCACCGACUGCGAAUCUGGAGAGCUCUACGAAGAACGCAAAUACCUGUGCCUCGGCCAGUGGGAAGAGCAAGGAGUAAUGUACACCUACACCAUGAGAAACGAUACAAGCACAAACGAGUGUUUCGUCGGUCUAAUCGUGAGCGAUGAGGAAAUUUACAUAAAGGAAGCUGGAGAUCAUUGUCUUCGAGAUAUCGAUCCACGUAGAGAGGGUAUGCGUCUUUACAAGAAAGGACAAUGCUAUGGUAAUUCACCGAGCCCUGCACCGGUACCCAUAAAACCACUCAUUCCACAUGAUCCUAUCAUGAGAAUUACGUCGCCUCCACAUUCCAGGAUACCAAUGGAACCAACAAGAACUCCACCGAGAAAUGCCGGUUCUUCAUCACCCACAAUGACAAUCAGAUGGUCUCCUGUGAUGGUUUCCGUGAUAAUGUGCCUAGGAUUGAGCUUCUGGAGGAAUAUUUAUUAAGAUAAGAAACUAUUUUUGAAAUGAAGUACUCUAUUUUGGAACGAUUUACAUGCCAGGAGAAUCCUGACCGACUGUUGUAACAUCGUGCAUUCGAUAUCCAACCUUCCAUCAGACAUUUCAUGUCUUAUUUAUACUACAAUCUAGAAAAUUGAUUGACCUCGCGAUACGAUGAAAAUCAAUCACUGCUUUAUUCUACAAGAGAUGAGAUUUUUCUACAGGAACAAAACUAUAAAUUUUAUAAUAACUUUAUAGUAAUCAACGCUGGUGGAAUUUAAUAACUCAAAUUUUAUUUUCCAUUUCACUUUGUAAAAUAUUAUUUAUUUCUUUUAUCAACUGAAGAAUCAAACCCUUUGAUUCUCUAUCGUUUUUAUUAUUAAUUGAAUAUUGAUAAUGAAUGUGUACAGACCGAAAAAAAUUCAACACAACUCUACGAAAUGAUGUCUCGAGGGAAAUGGUGAGAGAUUAUUCUGAGAAAUUGCUACAGAUUUAACCAAUAUCUUUGCACAUAUUGGCUUACUAACGAAUGAAAGAAUAGUGAAUAUUUUUUAAAUGAGAAGAAUUUUUUUUUUACAUUUUUCUACAACUUCGUUAACAAAUUUUACUUUUUGAUUUUUUUUCUACAUGAAAGUUUUUGGCAUAAUUUUGUUUGCUCUCCAUUUUCCUAUCAUACUCCUUCCCCGUGUAAUUAUAAAAAAAAUUAUGUACAUAUGUGUAAAUGACUUAGUUUAUAGAGAAUUUUAUUGUGAUUGUCAUCAUCGAUGUGUAAAGGGAUUCACCUCAGGAGCAUCUAUUUUUACAUCGAUUAAUUAAACCUAAACUAUGAGAGAAUAUAUAUUCUACGAGAAAUAAAUAAA